UUUUUGUUUAUAGAUUCUAGAGUGUGUGAAGCAAACAAUAUGUUUUGAGGGGUUAGUGUAUUACCUAAAAUGAUGUCUCAUAGGUUUUUAAAGACCUUAUUAAAAGGUACAAGGUUCACUUCAAAAAACCAAGUUCUAUUGUUAAAUGUAAUAAUAAGGAAUGUUUCUUCUUCAAAGCACUAUCCAAUAGAUGAAAGUAUUUUUGGAUUAUCACCAGAACAGAUUCAGCUUCGAGAAAACAUAUUCAAUUUCGCUCAGAAGGAACUGGCCCCUAAAGCAGCAGAGAUUGAUAGGACAAAUGGGUUUUCUGAUCUGAGGCCAUUUUGGGCCAAGCUUGGAUCACUUGGUACGCUUGGCAUUACUGUGAGUAGUAAAUAUGGUGGGUCAGAUGGGUCUUACCUCGAUCACAUUGUGAUUCUUGAAGAGCUCUCGAGGGCUUGCGCCGCCAUUGGACUCAGCUAUGGCGCUCACUCAAACCUCUGCGUCAACCAGAUACACCGUAACGGCUCUGAGCAGCAGAAGCUCAAAUAUUUACCUAAGUUAUGUACUGGAGAGCACAUUGGGGCCCUAGCUAUGUCCGAACCAGGGGCAGGCUCUGAUGUCGUCUCCAUGAAACUCCGAGCAGACAAGAAAGGUGACUACUACAUAUUUAAUGGUAGCAAGUUCUGGAUCACAAAUGGACCUGAUGCAGACAUUCUCGUUGUGUAUGCAAAAACCGACCCCAACGCCUCCAAACCACAGCAUGGCAUUUCUGCUUUCAUUGUUGAAAAAGGAACCGAAGGAUUUUCUACGGCCCAGAAGUUGGAUAAACUUGGGAUGAGAGGCUCUAACACAUGUGAACUUGUUUUUGAGAAUGCCAAAAUACCAGCUUCUAAUCUGUUGGGUGAGGAGAACAAAGGAGUGUAUGUGCUCAUGAGUGGAUUGGAUCUUGAGAGGCUGGUUCUAGCUGGAGGACCUAUUGGCAUUAUGCAAGCGUGUGUGGACACCACGUUUGAGUAUGUACAUGUCAGGAAACAAUUCCAACAACCCGUGGGACAUUUUCAGCUUAUCCAGAGCAAACUUGCAGAUAUGUACAUACAUCUAAGCGCAUGUCGCAGCUAUUUAUACAGUGUUGCCAGGGCCUGUGAUUCAGGCAGUGUAAACCGCAAAGACUGUGCGGGUGUGCUCAUGUUCUGUGCCGAAUCUGCUACUCGAAUGGCUCUAGACGCAAUACAGUGUUUGGGUGGAAAUGGAUACAUAAAUGACUACCCCACUGGACGAUUACUGAGGGACGCCAAACUUUACGAGAUCGGGGCUGGUACAACUGAAGUGCGAAGAUUAGUUAUCGGAAGAGCUAUCAAUGCAGAAUACGCAAAUUAAAUACUGACAAGAUUAGGACGAAAAUGUACGAUUAUCAGAAACUGAUUUAAUUUACUGUAGAUCAGUUUAAAACAUCUUUUUACAAAAACAUCGGGUGGAUGCGGAGAUUAGUGGAUCCAAACGAAUUACAGUUAAUUUCAUCACUAGGACGUAAAGUGAAUCUUUUCGACACUAAACUGAGCUGACUUUUACUUCCUAGGGAGUUAUACAGCUACUUUAGACAGGCUGUUCGUUUGCUGCAGUAUGUUAGCCACAUAAUGACUUUUUAGAUUCAAUGCUCAAAGAUACCACUACUAGUAUAGUAAUAUUUUGGAAGACAAUACUUUAUAUCCAAAAAUCUUACCAUGACUCAUAAUAUAUUUAGACUAUUUGAAUACAUUUUAUUUGACUUUAACUUGCACAAAUAAGAGUGAGUUUUUAAAACAUUGUUAUGUUAAUUUAUAUUUUUUUAUUUUACAUUGUUGUUAUGUAUGGGAUUAUUUUAAAUAAAUAUUUCUAUAACA
Molecule: messenger RNA, 1862 nt
Organism: Macrosteles quadrilineatus (aster leafhopper)
Lineage: Eukaryota; Metazoa; Arthropoda; Insecta; Hemiptera; Cicadellidae
Product: isovaleryl-CoA dehydrogenase, mitochondrial-like
Exons: 10
Coding region: 70-1359 (429 amino acids)
Biological process (GO): L-leucine catabolic process
Cellular component (GO): mitochondrion
Molecular function (GO): 3-methylbutanoyl-CoA dehydrogenase activity; flavin adenine dinucleotide binding
Source: RefSeq, a predicted model, not a curated record